AUGGCUAUUUGUAAUGCUCCAGCAGUAGUCCGCCAUCCAGGUGGACAUCCUAGUAACCCUGGUCCUGCUCCUCUACAGUGGCUCAUAUAUCACCAUUAUCACCAGUUUCCAGUAGGAUCAAACCAGUACCAAGUGAGCUGGACUGAGGAACCCAAAACAGCACGAAAAGGUGAACGCUUGUUGGGACUAUUUAAUGAAGAUGGUCACACUACAUACCGGAAAGAAAUUCCAGCAAAAGAAGAUGUUUCAGCCGUACCUGCUCUAAUCACUGUUGUUGUGAACUAUCCAGGAGCGUUCAUUGGCCCAUGGUUGAAGUCUGAAGUCAUCACCACGAUUCUAUCCCUUGUUAUUGCUUAUUUUGCUCUAGUAUCAAGAUCCAAAGUUGUUUCAUGA
Messenger RNA from Leptinotarsa decemlineata (Colorado potato beetle), 393 nucleotides. RefSeq names its product translocon-associated protein subunit delta-like. The record is from RefSeq and is a predicted model, not a curated record. NCBI's taxonomy places the organism in Eukaryota, Metazoa, Arthropoda, Insecta, Coleoptera, Chrysomelidae.